This is a messenger RNA of Polychytrium aggregatum, 1319 nucleotides long. RefSeq lists its product as uncharacterized. NCBI's taxonomy places the organism in Eukaryota, Fungi, Chytridiomycota, Chytridiomycetes, Polychytriales. The record is from RefSeq and is a predicted model, not a curated record. Gene Ontology annotation, cellular component: U12-type spliceosomal complex; precatalytic spliceosome. Gene Ontology annotation, molecular function: snRNA binding; mRNA binding. Bases 90 to 1082 code for a protein of 330 amino acids. The transcript is spliced from 5 exons. Gene Ontology annotation, biological process: mRNA splicing, via spliceosome.
CGAUCUUCCCAAGCGACAGAUCUCGCAGUCCAUCGCAUCCCCAGCUUGCCUCGCUUACACGCCCCGCAAAUCUCCUCAAGCGGCUGGCUAUGUGGUAUCCCAUCGAGUACGAUCCCAUCCGGGCCGGAAACAUCGAUGGCUCGGCCAAGACGGCCCAUGACUCUGGGGUUCUGAGAGCUGCUCGACAUCAAGCCAAGCAGACGCUUCAGAAAUCGACAUCCACAGCGACGACGACUGCGUCGCUCCUUGGGCAACUUCGGUCCAAGAACCCAUACAAGACCCUCUUUGUGGCCCGGCUGUCGCCCCAGACCAUGGAAGACCAGCUCCGUGCUGUAUUCAAGACUCAUGGGCCUGUGCGAUAUAUAAGCAUUGCCAGGGAUGUAGUGACGGGAAUCAGUCGGUGCUAUGGGUUCGUCGAGUUUGAGUCGCAGCGGGACUGCGAACGGGCGUAUCAGGCCUCGCAGCGGUUGAUCAUAGACGAUCGCACGAUCUUGGUCGAUUACGAGCGGGCCCGGCUGAUGCAAGGCUGGAUUCCCCGUCGUCUGGGAGGAGGGCUUGGGGGCAAGAAAGAGUCGGGCCAGCUGCGAUUUGGUGGCCGAGGACGGCCGUUUCGGAUGCCCAUAGGCGACAAUGCCGGCGACACGACAAUUCGACCUGAGCAGCGAAACGAUGAUUGCUGGAGAGAGCAUGCCAUUCGCCGGUCCAAGGGCCAUUCAAACGAUCGACAGCAGAGCACCGACCUCCAGGGCGCAAGCUACCACCCACGGCAGCCAAACCAGAGGGAUUACGACCAACGCCGGUCUCAAGCAACCGAAUCCAGUGGCCGGUCUGGGAGAGACCACAGUCUGGGAUAUACCAACAGAUCCGAGCACGACGAUCCGCGACAUCGCCAUCAUUACCUCUAUGGCAGCGAUAGGAAUCGUCGAGACAGAAGCACAGAUCGUCGAGACAGAAGCAAGGAUCGUCGAGACAGAAGCAAGGAUCGUCGAGACAGAAGCACAGAUCGUCGAGACAGCAGAGACAGAGCCAGACGACAUCGAAGCCCAAGUCGAGAGCGGGAGCGUCGUUCUCGUCGCUCAUGAGACCCAGCAGCUCGCAUGCCGGCCGUAUGUGGCCUUGCACUAGCUAUACGAUGGGUACUGUCCCGAGAAAAGUUCAAUCACUCGCAGAGAAGGGCCGGUCCGUGGAGUGCGCACCGAAUCGUCCGGGGGGGGGGAGAUUUCUGCAGCCGCGAGUCCCGAAACGCCCGCUGCUCUUCUGCCUCCCAUCUGCCCAGGGUUUCCAUCCAAACCACCUCUGUCCACAUCCGGCAAACUCUG